Molecule: messenger RNA, 2256 nt
Organism: Alligator sinensis (Chinese alligator)
Lineage: Eukaryota; Metazoa; Chordata; Crocodylia; Alligatoridae
Product: GTP cyclohydrolase 1-like
Exons: 9
Coding region: 1-1095 (364 amino acids)
Biological process (GO): tetrahydrofolate biosynthetic process; tetrahydrobiopterin biosynthetic process
Cellular component (GO): cytoplasm
Molecular function (GO): GTP cyclohydrolase I activity; zinc ion binding; GTP binding
Source: RefSeq, a predicted model, not a curated record
AUGCCGCACAUUGCCCACCUCAUUGAGAGAAUCAGGGAAGCCCAAUACAUAUCUACCAUCGACCUUACCAAAAGGUACUGGCAAAUCCCAAUGCGACCCACAGACAGUGCCAAAACCGCUUUUGGGAUGCCGUGGAGCUUGUUAGAAUUUGUACAGAUGCCCUUUGGGCUGAAUGGCACAGCGGCCACCUUUCAGAGGCUUAUGGACACCCUCCUUGCACCACACGUGUCAUAUGCGGCAGCCUAUAUCAAUGACAUCAUCAUCUUCACUCCUGAUUGGGACCAACACCUCAAGGCCCUAAGGGCAGUCCUGGGAGAGUUUCAAAUGGCUGGUUUGACCACUGAUCCAAAGAAAUGCAAAUUAGUGGGGACUGAGACGGCAUACCUGGGGUUUCGGGCAGACGCAUCGGGCAACACCCUAGGGGCUGUGUUACUGCAAAGAUGUAGGGAAGAUGAGCGCCCGAUCGCCUUCGCCAGCUUCAUGGCCUCAAAGCGAGUGAGUGGUGAAGUGCCCGCGGACAAGCGGGGCCGCGAGGGGGACGCCGCCCUGGAGCUGGAGGACGCCUACAAGGCGGUGCUGAGGGCGCUGGGGGAGGACCCCGGCCGGCAGGGGCUGCUGCUCACGCCCCGCAGAGCGGCCACGGCCAUGCAGUUCCUCACUAAAGGCUACCAGGAGAGCCCCGAGGAUGUACUCAAUGGUGCAAUCUUUGAUGAAGAUCAUGAUGAAAUGGUGAUCGUUAAGGAUAUUGACAUGUUUUCCCUUUGUGAGCACCACUUGGUACCUUUCUUUGGCAAGGUACAUAUUGGAUACUUACCAAGAAAGAAAGUGGUUGGAUUAAGCAAACUUGCAAGAAUUGUUGAAAUCUUUAGUCGAAGACUGCAAGUUCAAGAGAGACUUACCAAACAAAUUGCCAUGGCAAUUACUGAGGCUCUGAAGCCUGCUGGAGUGGCUGUAGUUGUAGAAGCAUCACACAUGUGCAUGCUUAUGCGAGGGGUUCAGAAAAUGAACAGCAGGACCAUCACCAGCACCAUGCUUGGAGUCUUGCGGGAGGAUCCAAAAUCCAGAGAAGAAUUUCUCACCCUGAUCAAGAAUUAAAUGGAAACAGAUUUUAGUUCAUUGUUGUUUGGAUCAAAAAGCAAAACCAGUUGCCAGAAAUUAAUUGCCAUAUGUGAUAUGAGCCUGUCUGCAGAGUUCAUGUAUUAGAAAUAGCUGUAUUACAGCUUGCUUCUCACUUCUCAUUAGCACCUUGUAAUGUCAUAAAAUAUUUGCUAGAGGAUCUAAGAACUUCUUUUAGUAUUUCCUGAAUGGAAAAAAGACAAAAGGGUAUUUGGGCAUCUGACUUCCCAUUGAUUCAUCAGGUAGGUACCUAGACACCUUUGUGGAUCUGGUUCAGGGUGUUUCCUAACAAAUAUAGCAUGGUGUCUUGAUAACAUUUUUCUAGCUGGAGGUAGAGUCAUGCCUUCCAACAAAGAAAGCCAUUGAAAGGUAAAAUUAGGCACAAAGCCUCCUAACCCCCUUAUACUUAAGUGGGAGUUAGGCACCUAAACAGCUUGGAGGGGUGUAAUCCUGUUACUUUGAUUCAAUAUUCACCCCCUCUCCUUUGUCACUCAUAUGAAGUAAAAAGAGGCAUGAAAAUCAACAGACAUCCCACACGGAUUCUCCUGCUCUAGUGGAAAGUCUGGGAAGCAUUGAGUUAGUGAAACCUGCCCCUGCCAUACCACUUCUUGAUCCUAGUGCAGAGAGCAGUCAGAAGAAUUGCCAGAUGGAAGCAGCAUGACCAGAGUGCCACUGUACUCUAGCAACCACUGUUGAGUGAAUGCCCUUUGGAGGCCAUAGACAGCUGGGCAUAGUUUGGAGAAGCAAUGAGGCUGUGGCUUGGCUAAUCCCAACAUCCACCACAAGAGAAUUUCACAGAACAGAACGGAAUGAGAUUCCCGUGGAUAUGCAUAAAGGGAAUGCUGCAGGAGGAAUAUUUUUUUUUUUUUUGUUUGUUUUUUUGUUUUUUUUUUCCUAAAAUUCUGUUUCUCUUCUACCCAGCUAUGCUUUUAUGUCCCAAAUUACUGUAACACAAUUUUUAUAGAGGAUUCCUGCAGGGUUGGAAGCAACAGCAGCAUCAGACUGGGAUGAAGCUGUGCAUAUCUUGUUUUGUCUUCCCCUUUCCCCCUCUUUCCAAAAAAACUUGAAUUUCCUGAUCCUUUCUUCUACCCUAAAGGACUCUUCCAGAAGGGCUAGAUCUGUUUUUACAUAACAGUAGGA